AUGAUCACAAAGUCAUUAUUUGGUAAAACGAAAGAUGAUCAAGAUGUCCAUGCGUAUGAGUUAAAGAAUGAGAAUGGCACUUCCAUUACAAUUCUGACCUUAGGUGGCAUCAUACAAUCCAUAAAGGUUCCUGAUAAAAAUGGAAAGUUUGAUGAUGUGACGACAGGAUUUGAUAAUGUGGCAGAUUACGAGGUCAAUCCCGCUUACUUUGGAGCCAUAAUUGGGAGAGUGGCAAACAGAAUUUUUAGAGGGGAGUUUGACAUUGAUGGGGUCACCUACAGGGCUUCCCUCAACCAGGAGCAAGCCUGUCUGCAUGGAGGUCUUUAA
Molecule: messenger RNA, 327 nt
Organism: Helobdella robusta
Lineage: Eukaryota; Metazoa; Annelida; Clitellata; Rhynchobdellida; Glossiphoniidae
Exons: 3
Coding region: 1-327 (108 amino acids)
Biological process (GO): beta-D-galactose catabolic process via UDP-galactose, Leloir pathway; glucose metabolic process
Cellular component (GO): cytoplasm
Molecular function (GO): aldose 1-epimerase activity; carbohydrate binding
Source: RefSeq, a predicted model, not a curated record